UCAUCAUACUGAAAUAAAUUUCAGUAAAAAAUUAGCGUUACAUCAUCAAAUCGUUGCUUGGGUAUCUAAGUCUGCCAGAUAUUCAUUCAAAUGGCUUUAUUUAACUUCAAUACGAAUUGAUCAGAUAGAUAGCUCUACGACCUUGAAUUGUUCUUAGGAAAAUCACUCAUUGCAUUGGUUGAUGGAAGCGAUGAUACAUUGCCUCUCAGGUAAAUUCGAUAUUCAGUUCGUCCGGCGAGCUUUAUCAAGCUACUUGUAUUUACCUGUUUGGUCUAUCGGCCUUGUGUUCAACCUGUGGUCAUAAGACAAAUAUUGGCGUGUGAACCGUAAUUGUUUCUUUAUAAUCAAACAGUUAUCGACUUUCUAGCUAGAUGGAUGUUGGACUAUAUAGGGCACUAAUUACCAUUGUCACAGAGACACGUCCAUGCAAUUACUGAAUGUAGCGAACAACGAGGGAGAUUUAUAGGCAGUACCGGGCAGACAAUACACGUGGACGCACAACAGGUUGUCAGAGUCUAUAUGAACAGUUUCCAUUAGGAGAUUUUUAACACGAAGUUCAAACGUUUCCUGUAUUUAGGCUGACACUAACUGUACGUGAUUGACGCUGUCCGUAGCUGUCCGUUUGGUGAGGAGGAAAGUCUCGGACACAUUACAACGCAGGAGUGUACAUGCCAUUAAUCAUAUUAAGGGACAUUUCAUACAUAAGGAGGAGGUGUGCUUUUCCUCUGGGACCUCUGGGCUAGGAUUCUACGUCACCCCCGGCAUUCCUAGUGUCCUAAAAUUCCUCUACGGACUUUCCAUUUACGGUAGACAUAUGUGUAUGUUGUUUAACAGUAACUGGAUCGGAGUACCAUGAGUUUCGAUUUCCGAAUCAGCUAUCACAAACUAGCACUACAACUAGCACGUAACAACAGCGACAGAUUGAUCGUGAAUCGGCAAGAUGUCUGUUCAAAUGGCGAACAACCCUCCUCCGGCUAAGCGUAGUCUAGGGUUCUUUCUGACGGAGAAAACUCCAACAAGAAGGUUUGAACCACGGGCGUCGAUAGACAAACGUCAACAAGAGAAAGCUAUAAUAGAGAACAUUUCCCGUCGCAUGUUUCCUGUUGGUGUCCGUGCUCCACUCUUGACUGACAUACCGACAUCCGAAAAUCGUGGGGAUACCAGUUUCCGAUUCGACGUUAUAAGCCCAAAACGAAUUUCCCGGCCCAUGAAAGAGCAGCUGUCGUCUUCGUUCAGUCCACGCAAGAGGACUCCCAACAACAGGUCACAGAAUUCAUCUAAAGCGCCAUCUUUAAUUUCCCCCAGACCAAUUAAAUUCCUGCUACCUGAUGGAUCGUAUAAGGAUAGUAAACCAAUGGAUGAUGGAAGCAAGCAGCCGGACGCUUGGGAACAAUGGAAGGAAAAUAUUGCUCGCGCCAAAGAUGCACGUGACCGGAUGUACCGAAAUACAUAUUGUUUAGCAAAGGACAAGUUACGAUACCAUGUGUGUACACUACCACGUAUUGUUAACGACAGACCUUGGACGGUCGGGGAGAUUCCUAUAGAAACUGGUAGAAAAAACAUGGUGUUAGAGAGACAAGUAAAUGACUUGGUGCUGUCAAACAGGACGACGAUAGUGCCACAACCGGAGAGGAAGCGAAUCGAAUCAAUACACAUAAAAGGUCUACAAAAACAAAAUACAAUGGACUCGGUCGCUAGUGAAAAUUGCUUUGAAGUUCGAAGGAUUGAAGCAAGUACUGAAUUCUUGAAAGAAAAUGCCGGACAGUUAACGACAGUGGUUAGACAACCAAACGACAUGGGGCGGAUUUAUGAAUCUGCUUCCACUAAAAACCGGAAAAUCGACCGUCCUUUGAAACACGAAAAUAUGAAAUACAGGCCAGCACAAUGGGGAAAUAAAGUUCCGAUACGUCUGAGGAAACACUCGUCCCAAGGAAACACCGACAAAGACUAUAAAUCUGUAGAGGCUUAUAAGGAGUAUGUUGAAUUGAUGCAACAGCGGGGAGUAGAAGGGAAGAGCAAUGAUCACAGAUCGGCAGACAGAGAGAGUAGUUUGGCGUCACGCUAUGGGUACGAAAAUAGGGUUCUACAGUCGGUCAUAGACGUGAACCAGCCAAACCCAGCUACCAGUGCGGACGGUAAAAAGACCGGUAACCACGCCAACUCAAUCGUGAUUGAAAUCAAACCCACGUGGGACGAACAAGACAGUAAGAAAAGUGAUAAACAAGCGACAUCGGACGAUGGAAGGACGUGCCCAGUUAACUCGCCUUUACUCGGAACCCAUGAUGAGAAAGGUGAGCUUCGGGAGGAAGCUGAACAUAAAUCAGAGUAAAUGCUAUUUUGAAAAUGUUGUGUUAACUCUAUGUACAGACAAUCGGUUUCACCUGUGGAUUUUUAGUUCCAUUGUGGAACACGACAAUGUUCAUUGACUAGUUAAUGAAGCAAUGGAUUGCCUUGACGUUCCUGUAUAGGGAGACUAAAAGCUUACAUGUCGGUUAGUUAGAUAACUAUCUGUCAUUGAUCGGACAUGACAUUGCUUUCCUUUUGUAUCUAAACAGAAAUCCAUAAUACAAAUCAAAACUUAAUAGGUAUGAUUCAUUUACGUAAAAUUGUAUAACUCAAUAACAUUUAUAUCUUAUGGUUGUUUACAGGAAAACAAUUUCCACAGCUAAUCGAUUAUUCAAACAAACCUUUUGUUAAUACAUAGAUUCACUAAACACAUUCAAUUAGUGGAAAUAUCGAUAUUGCUAAUACAUGGUUUUGUUGUAAUGUAGCUAGGUAUGUUUUAACAUAUCGAACAUUUCAGUAUCAAUAUAUGUAUUUCCCAUGCCGACUGAACAUUUCAGUAUCAAUAUACAAUAAAUGUAUGUAUUCCCCAUGCCGACUGAACAUUUCAGUAUCAAUAUUUGUAUUUCCCAUGCCAGCUGAAUACUUCAGCAUCAAUAUAUGUACGUAUUUCCCAUGCCAGCUGAACAUUAAAUCAUGAACAAAAA
Molecule: messenger RNA, 2990 nt
Organism: Pecten maximus
Lineage: Eukaryota; Metazoa; Mollusca; Bivalvia; Pectinida; Pectinidae
Exons: 2
Coding region: 941-2329 (462 amino acids)
Source: RefSeq, a predicted model, not a curated record